CAAAAAAUACGUAGGAUACUUCUUUCUUCUUCAAUUAGACUGGAGCACUUUCAAAGCUAUCCAUCUUACUUUCAAGAGCCACAAUUGAUAAUGCACUGCAUUAGAAGCUUUUUGAAGGAAGACUGCAUACUUUGUCGGUAGGGUGGCAAAGAUCAAAAGAGGUGAAAAUGGCACGAAAGAAGGCUCAAGGUAAUCGCUUAAUUGCGCCAGGAUCCAACACAGAACCAAUUGUGAUCAAUCGAGAUGAGCCAAUCACUAUAGUAGAAGACAAAGAAGCAAAUGAUCCGGCGUCCAUAUUUCCAGUGCAGUUAAAACAUUUGACCAGUCCAUCCUCCAACUCGACCAUUGAUCCUAUUGCCACUUUGCAACGUGUAGAUUUGGCAGAAGUAGAAUACGAAGAUUGCACCGCAUACAUCAACCUUGAUUCACUCAUUUCACAUUCUCAUCAUGUCGAGAGAGCUGAAGCAAAGGACAUUGAUUCAGUCGAUGCAGCACUUGGAUCAGUGAAGAAAGAAAAUGGUGAAAGUAGCUCACAAGUCGUAAACGGAGCAAAUUUAAAGAGGGAAUUGUCUCCAUCCUUUGAAGUGACUUCGAUCAAACGUGCAAAGACUGAACACAAUGAGCAGAUGUUUAUAUCCACUGCAUGUCGUUUUGAGGUAUUGAUGAGGAACAACAACGAUAAGAAUAUGGCUCGAAAAUUGAAGAGUAGAAUGUCACGUCUCGCAUCCAACCAUCGUAUCUCAGCGGUUGAUUCGAUCGGUCGGAUCAUAUAUGAACCGCUCCCAAAGAAUAGAUCGAACGACGGCCUUAUAUGUGCAUUUAUUCGAGUUCAGAACACGAGUGGGACGACGAUCGCUCACUUACCUAUCCUGGACAGUAGCCGGGUAUCCGAUGCAACUCAAGAAAUUCACCGCUACUCCAAUGGUCCUUGGCUGGAGUCUCUGUGUCUCCUUUCCGGUGGAGAAGUGAACAAACCUUUCUCUAGAAAAACGCUUAUACGGACAGAAGCAAGACUUGACAUGGUCUUUGAUGGACCAACAGGAUUCUGUGACAGCUUUGAGGAAGCAUUCGUUCUGGAACUGCGUUUGCGAGUGUUCCUACGUUCAGAUUUACAAAACGCUGUUUGGACGCUUGAAAAUGCAGUGCAAGCUGAACAUUUUGAUCGUCUGAUCCAUUUUGCGUUUACAAACGAUGAUGAGGAAAGCACCGUUCGCUCCCAUGAUCAAAUCGAUGCAAGUAUUUUCUAUAAAGCAUUACGCUCUUCAGAUGCUCGAUCUGAGUCGCCACUGGAUGUCUUGCAACCACGACUACUGAAUGCACAACUGUUCCCUUUCCAGAGAGAAUCAGUGCGCUUCUUGCUCGAACGAGAGGGCAAGACACUCGUACAGGAAAUGAAAGAUGAUACCGCAUCCCUUGUUCCGAUUUCAAGAGCAGACCGACAGAAUCUGGGCCUCUUCUGGCGUCAGAUAGCUCCAGAUUUAUACUUUAACUCUUUCGCGGGUGCAAUCACAUCGAAUCAUGCUCUGACACAAGUAGACGAUACCCAUGGCGGAAUCCUGGCAGAAGAGAUGGGCCUUGGAAAAACAGUUGAGAUUUUCGCUUUGAUCUUACUGAACGGAGACGAAAGAAGAUCAGAAGAAGCAGCAUAUUUCGAUCAUUCUCUCGAAGUUGAGGUCUUUCCCACCAAAACGACUUUGAUUGUGGCACCUGAAGUCUUGCGUCAACAGUGGCUUGAUGAAGCAACAUUACACACGCCUGAAUUGAGAGCUUUUAGCUAUUUGGGAUACAAAGAAGCGAACAAGGAAAUUCCAGAUGGCAAGACUUGGCCUGAAUUUGCCAGAACAUUCGACAUUAUUGUUGUUUCUUUUGACACACUUCGUAAAGAGUUGGUAGUCGCUCGAAAAGAACCACAGCGAUCAAGACGAUUUGAGCGCAAAUAUGAAAGGCCUAGAAGCUUGCUCAUCCAGCUAGCCUUUCAUCGAGUGGUGAUGGAUGAAGUUCAAUUGGUCGGGCAUGCUUCAGCGGCUGAGACUGUCUCGAUGAUUGCUCGUAAUUACAGUAUAGCUGUCUCAGGUACGCCUUUCAAGCAAAUGUCGGAUAUUCAUUCCUUGUUCAAAUUCUUGAGGGUUCCAGGCCCAAUUCACAGUAAUCCUUAUUGGCAACGGUUAUUGCAGCCGAGUAUGAUUUCCACGCUCAUGACAGCGAUGGGAAGGCUGGCUGUGAGACAUACCAAAAGUCAAGUUCGUCAAGAGAUGGCAUUACCUGAACAAACAAGGGUUUUGGUUCCCGUUCACUUUACUGCAGUCGAGUCUACGUUUUACCGCGACAUUUAUCAAAAACUUUUAUCGUCAAUCGGUAUAGAUUCUUCCAACUUUGCUUCUCGCAAGGAACUUUUACGACAUGUUUACUCAACUUACGGUGAAGAUGUUGGGCAACUUCGUACCACCCUUUUGGCAUUGCGCCAAGCAUGUACCCAUCCUCAAAUCGCUGGCUCUGGUGUGCGAGGUACGGCACUGGCAGCUUCGCAAACGAUUCGAAGUAUGGAAGAAGUUUUGACAAUCAUGAUUGAAGGAUCACGAUCUGAAUUUGAUUCAAUCUGGCAUUCUCUCAUUCAGAAGCGUAUCGAUCGUGCAGUAUUGAUGCUUCAACGUAAAGAAGAUGAUGGAAGACACGAUAUUGCAAAAGCUAUGUUGAUGGCAGUGCAAGAAGAUGUUAAGAAUAGAAUAGACGCCGUCAAGCUGAACCUGGAAAAUGCAAAAAGGGUAGGACCUCUGUACAAAUUUUCAAAAGCCGAGCUUGCUGACUUGCGAAACAUGGACUUUGGCACUGACGGAGAUGUCGAAAUGACGCCACUUGACAACCAAAAAGAAGCAGAUGCCAGGCUUCCGAUUGACAGAGACAGGGAAGUGGAAUUGAGCGAAAAGCGUAUGCAACGUAGACGUCAUAUGACUGCCUUACAACAACGAUUGCGUAAUUAUCUUGAACAGUAUCAUCGUUGUCAUCAUUUCUUGGGAAACAUCUAUUUCCAGAUGGGCGAAAAGAUAAGGGAAACGGCUACCCAAAUUGAACCUGCCGAAGACGGACGACAAGAGGAAGCCGUCAAAGUGCAUGAUAGCGCCACAUCUAUCCUACAGCAAACGGACGCUAAGCUUGAUGCGCUCAAGAAACAGGAGGAUGAAUCUUAUGACAAGGCGGAAGAUGUUCGUCAAGAAUUACUGAAAGAUCGACGCAAAGCGGUGGAACAAGCACUUUCGACUUGUGUAUCAACAGCUCUAGACUUUGGCAUUGAAGAUCUAUAUGGUCAAGAGAAUUUUGGUAUUGGCGGCAUAAAAAGCAGCUCUCAAUUUGAUCAAUUGAAAAGGUUACAAGACAGGCUCAACGCCCAAAGUGACGUCAUCUUUGAAUGGAGAGAAAAGAUUCGUAAACGUCUGGAAAAGCCUGUGAACAGAGUCGUUUCCGCAGAAGAUGAGAAUGAUGAUCAAUAUCAAGAAAAUUUGGACGCUCAAGCAGAAGCUGAAGCAUUGUUAGAAAUGUACAGGGUCCUGUUGAGUGAACGUGAAUUCAUGUUGACGAACGUAAGGAUUGAAGGUACUUUAGGUCGGCCACAACUUUAUGCACAACUCGAACGUGAAGUGCCGCAAUAUGAACGAGCCCAACGUAGAAUUAUGUUACAACAAGCAAGCGGAACAGAAGUGGUACGAAACGAAGUGUUUGCUGAUGAUUGGCUGCCAUCAGAACAAGAGAUUGGCGUUAUGAGACAGCAACUAGAUCAUCUUCGUCAAUUGGAAAUUCAAAAGAAUCGCGUUUCCAUCUCUCGCGAAGCACAACGAGCAGGUAUGCGAUCUCGUGCUCAUCGAGUUCAACAAGAUCAAGAAUCAGGAGAAAUUGCAAAUAGAACAGAUGAAGAUUUAUUUGAAUUUUCAGACCUUCAACCUUUUGAGCUUAUCUUGAAAGAUAUGCGCGAAAUUGUCCAAUCGAUCGAUGGUCGUGAAGAAGUGAUGAUCAUUCGGAUGGGAAUUGAUCAAACGCGAAAGAUGAUUGCAAACCAGAAAACUUUGUUAGAGAAGAUGAAGAAAGAGAGUGCAACAUUUUCAGCUGCAUGGAAUGCAAGAGCAGCCUACUUUAAACAAAUACAAGAUUUGAGUGAUCAAGUUGCCGAUAUUAUCUUGAGUGGUAACAUGAGUAUUCAAGAACGUCUGGGUAACUUUGAACGUGAAGAAGCAACUUUGAAAAGACGUCAAGAGUUAUGCGCAGGAAGACUGAGAUACUUGUGUGCAAUUGAAGAAGAAGAGGGAGAAGAAGAUGAGGAUGAUCGAGAUUCACACCCAAUCACGAGCACGCCAGAAGAAGGCAGAGAAGACGAUAAUGCAGCAAAGCGAGGCAGAAACUGUCCGAUCUGUACAGAGCCAAUGGUAAAAGCAAUCGUUCUGGAUACUUGUGGACAUGUAGUAUGCGAAUCUUGCCAUUUGCGUUGGACUGCUUUACGUGGCCAAUGUCCAAUGUGUAAAGCUCAAGUGAAUCUACGAAAUGUCUAUCGAGUCACGUACGGACAAAAGGGUAAAAAGCGUCAAAGAGACCAACCAGGAUCCGAUAAGGAUAUAUUGCAGAGAAAGUAUUUCAAUGUGAUCGAUGACACAAGCCUGCUUGCCAUUCAACGAAUGCCAAUUCGCAGUACUCUGGGAAGCAAAUUGGAUCUAUUGACCCGGCAUCUCUUAUACAUCGAAUCCACAGAACCUGGAACUAAAUCGCUGAUCUUUACGGCUUUUUCUCGUGGUAUCAACUUGGUUGGAGAUGCUCUUCGAUUAAACGGGAUCAAAUUUGUCACUUUGGAUCAAGGCGGAGUCCGUGGAGGAAGGAUAAUUGAUCAUUUCAAGAAUGAUGCAGAUACGAAUGUUUUGCUUUUGCAUUCUGAAGCUCAAAGUAGUGGCUUGAAUCUGGUUUGCGCUCAAAAUAUUUUCCUUUUAGAGCCUUUAGUCAAUCAUGCAUUGGAAUUACAGGCAAUCGGUCGAGUACAUCGAAUUGGCCAAAUGAAAACUACAACUGUGUUUUGUUAUCAAGUGAUCGAUACAGUAGAACAGAGGAUUGUCAAUUUGGCAAGAAAGAGACACCAAUCAUUGUUCACUCGUGAGCAUUGUGUCUCGAACGAUCUCAAAGAUUCCGCGGAGUUGGUUGCCAAAGCUCAAGAGAGCAAAAGUCAACAAAAAGGAUUCGUUCUCAAUGGUUCAAGAAAGGAUAAAGAGGGAGAAUAUGUUGCUCAAUUGGUCGAUGUGAUUACUUGCUUAUUCGGCGAUGAAGAAGAGCAUGAAGCCGAACAGCGAGGCGGACAUCAAACCACUCUCACGAAUGCAAAUGCCGCUUCUGGCUCUUCAUCAACAGCGGAUACCUCCGCACAGCAGAUCGAUAUCUCUUCACCGCCCACUCCUGCUUUUAAUGCUGAUGCUGUGCAAUCGACACAUGCUUCUAAUGCUGAUGCUGUGCAAUCGCAUAUGGAAAGUCUACGUCAACAAAGAUUGUUAGCCAUUGAAAAACGACGUCAUGAUCAAUCCCAAGGAUGAGCAUUGCGCAAUGCACGCUCCCGUCCAUGUACAUCACACCCUAAUCAGAUUCAAACUUAUUUACAUACCCCUACCCAUAGACCUUAUGUAUAUAGAGGCGCGCCCUUUUUUUGGUUGUUUUUUCAUGCGAUUGAAUUCAUGUAUUAUUUUUUCAUCAAAUGAGAAAAGCGGCGGUGCGGGCGCCGCGUCACGCCAUGUAAUGCCAC
Meira miltonrushii is the source of this 5761-nucleotide messenger RNA. RefSeq lists its product as uncharacterized. The record is from RefSeq and is a predicted model, not a curated record. NCBI's taxonomy places the organism in Eukaryota, Fungi, Basidiomycota, Exobasidiomycetes, Exobasidiales, Brachybasidiaceae. Bases 168 to 5555 code for a protein of 1795 amino acids. Gene Ontology annotation, biological process: protein polyubiquitination; DNA damage response. The transcript has a single exon. Gene Ontology annotation, molecular function: ATP binding; ubiquitin protein ligase activity; ATP-dependent chromatin remodeler activity. Gene Ontology annotation, cellular component: nucleus.